GUGUGUUCCACCCUCGUCAUGUGAUGUGCGCUCAGGGCUCGGUCUGAGAAGUGCUGAGUCGCUCUGAGAGGCUUCCUCCACGGCGUGCAGGCAGUGAGGGGAGACGGAUGGACAGAUGGGAGGACGGGUGGAUGACGGUUGGAUGUCGGACAGAGGAGAGGAAUGACACGCCAUCGGGAGCAAACACGGAGAGGAAGCUACAGAACCGGUCGUGUUGCGUUGUCCUGGCCAGAAUGCUCCACGUUCAGUUUUCCCUCCCCUCUUGUCACUUGGGAGUUUUGAACAUCGGCCUCGUAAAGAUGCAGAAGUUUGUCUUGAAGGGACUUUUACCACCACAAGGAGCCGCUGCUCACCACACCAGUGAGCGCCGAUCCCCGGGGAGCAUGAGUCAUGACCUCGGUGGUGCUGGUCGACACUGGUGGGACGGUGGUGGAGUACGUCGCGGCCGAGGAAGACCCCCAGCAGGGGGAAGACUGCGAGCUGGACGUGGAGCUGGACGGCGAGGUGGAAGGCCAGUGUGAAGCCGAGGACGCAUACGAAGACGUGCAGGAGAUGGGGGAGGCCGGGGACUACCCGGCGGUCAUCGUGGAGGAGGUGCCGGGCGCCAGCGUGACCGAGGAGCAGGCGUACUCCGCCCAGGUGCUGGUGUACAACGACGAGCCGUACCUCCUGCAGGAGGUGGAGGCAGAAGAGGAACCAGUGGAGGCCUCUGUUCAUGGCACCAGCGUUCACUGCUCUGAUAAAACCAUCGAGGCUGCAGAAGCGCUGCUGCGGAUGGACUCGCCGUCCAGCCUCCGUGAAGAUCGCAGUCCAGAGGCUUUCAUGUCGCCGUGCGGCGCCACGCCGGACUUCCUCCACGCCGCCAUGCGGCCCGACGUGAUGGCGGAGACGGAGGUGGAGAUAUCGACGGAGGACUGCUGCGAGGACGAGGAUGAGGAGGCGGUCAUGCUGCUGGAGGAGCCGGAGCCCUUCCACGAGCCCGGCAGGAAGAGGCGAGCCGGACGAAAACCAAAAACUCACCAGCUGGACAUUUCCAACGGCUCCCCGGACCUCGGCAUCAAGAAGAAACCCAGAGAAGGAAAAGCAGGAAGCACCACCUACCUGUGGGAGUUCCUGCUGGACCUCCUGCAGGACAAGAACACCUGUCCCAGGUACAUCAAGUGGACGCAGAGGGAGAAAGGCAUCUUCAAGCUGGUGGACUCCAAGGCCGUGUCCCGGCUGUGGGGGAAACACAAGAACAAGCCGGACAUGAACUACGAGACGAUGGGCCGGGCGCUCAGGUAUUACUACCAGAGGGGCAUCCUGGCCAAGGUGGAGGGCCAGCGGCUGGUCUACCAGUUCAAAGAGAUGCCCAAAAACAUCGUCAUCAUCGACGACGACAAGGCCGACCUGUCCGACCCCGACGCCCUGCUGGUCGCCGACAAGACGCUGCCGUACGAGCGCGUGCCGCCGCCGCCCGACCUGCUGCUGCACUCGGACGUCUGCUCCCCCAAGAGGCCCAACAUCCUGCGGGGCGCCGGCAGGUCCAGCGUGGUCCAGACGUCCGUGGCCUCCAGCAGCAAGCCGGCGGCGCCGGCAGCAGGGGGAGGGGCCGCGGCGGCGCCGAGGGUCGUGACGGUCUCGCCCGACGGGAGUCAGGCGCAGCGGUCACACGCCACCAUCAUCCCCAACGCCUCCGGGCCCAGGACGGUGCGGGUGGCCAUGCAGGUGCCCGUCGUCAUGACGACGUCGCUGGGUCAGAAGAUCUCCUCGGUGGCCGUGCAGCAGCCGGCGGGAACGACGGUGGCGGGCGGACACGCCACGCUCCUGACCAGCGCCUCGGCCUACGGCGCCGCUGCCGGGAACGCCAACUCUCAGCAGAAGGUGGUGAUCCAGACCAUCCCCACCAUGGUUCCCGCCACCGCCGACAACGGAGACAAGAUCACCGUCCAGCUGGCCAAGAUCAUCACCAUCCCGGCCCACCAGCUGGCCCAGUGCCAGCUGCAGACGCCCGCCGGCGCCGGCAAGCCGGGCGUGGCCGCCUCCCCGGCGGGCCUCAGCCUCCUGGGCGGCCCCCUGACGGUCCGGGCGCUGGCGCCGGUCAGCGUGGCGCCGGGCACGCAGGUGAUGAGGCUGACCGUGCCCACGCAGACGCAGCCCCAGCCCCAGACUCUGGUGGUGUCGCAGCCGGGGGGCGGCGGCGCUGCGGCGACGGCGGCCAAUCAGACGCCGGCGGCACAGCCGCGCAUCAUCAGCGGCGUCCUGAACGGCGCCGAGCUGGUGAUCGGGGGCGGCGCCGGCGGCGUGACGGUGGAGAAGCUGAAGGCCGCCGGCCUGCAGGUGCAGGCGCUGCCGCUGCUGCCGCAGAAGAACAAGCCCCUCCCCAAAAUUGAGGCCGGCGUCCAACCGGAGGCGGCGGACGGCGACGGGCUCCUCCAGCUGGAAAUGGCGCCGGGCGUGACGAUAAAGACGGAGGAGCCGGAGUGCUGAGCGCCUCGCUAGCAGCAGCCGUCUGUCAAACUGAAGACUGAAGCGUCUCCUCGGACGACGUUCGGGACCAACGUGAUCACUACACGCCACGGCGGAGGAAAACAAACAAACAAACAAAAACACUACGGAAACUCGGCGACAAUGUGAAGUUUGAUAUCAGAAGCAGCUUCUGCAGAAUUCCUCUGCAAAACGUCAAAACCAGCAACUUUUUUUUUUCUUUUUUUUAACUAACUAAUAUCACUGUGCAGAUCCAGAGUGGGCGGAGCUCUGAGGCGGUGGUCCCAACCUGAGGUUCACGGCCCCGUUGGGGGACGCCGGUUAACGAGAUGAGGAGGCGGAGCUCCCAGCAGGAAGGAUGUCGGGCAGAAAGGUCACGCGUGUAAAUAUAUAAAUAGCUGGAACUGUCUCUGGACUGCGGAGCCGCAGGACUCCACACCUUCUACCAAGCACAGUAUUAUCCCAACCUCGUAUUCUCCCCAUCUGACAGAAGGCCCGCGGCGCAGAACCUCCAAAUAGGAACCAGGAAAUGAGUUGUAGGUCACUUUAGCUCCGGAGGAAAGCCGCGGCGGCUCCGCACCGCCAUUUCAUCGUUACGCUUAUUUUUUAAAAAAAAAAAGGAAACAAAAGAAGAGGGAAGAUGUUCGUGUUCAGACUGAACUGUUUGUAUAUUCAACAUUUGAAGUAUAUUCUAUUUUGUUGUACUCUUGUUUCAAAGUGUAUUAAAGUAGAUUUUACUGAAAUAUAAAAGGACUUUUGAAACCUGAA
Messenger RNA from Salarias fasciatus (jewelled blenny), 3234 nucleotides. Its product is annotated as ETS-related transcription factor Elf-2-like. The transcript is spliced from 10 exons. Lineage: Eukaryota; Metazoa; Chordata; Actinopteri; Blenniiformes; Blenniidae. Gene Ontology annotation, cellular component: nucleus. Gene Ontology annotation, biological process: cell differentiation; regulation of transcription by RNA polymerase II. The record is from RefSeq and is a predicted model, not a curated record. Bases 391 to 2469 code for a protein of 692 amino acids. Gene Ontology annotation, molecular function: sequence-specific DNA binding; DNA-binding transcription factor activity, RNA polymerase II-specific.